Puccinia graminis f. sp. tritici CRL 75-36-700-3 is the source of this 1378-nucleotide messenger RNA. RefSeq lists its product as uncharacterized. Gene Ontology annotation, molecular function: metal ion binding. NCBI's taxonomy places the organism in Eukaryota, Fungi, Basidiomycota, Pucciniomycetes, Pucciniales, Pucciniaceae. Bases 1 to 1305 code for a protein of 434 amino acids. Gene Ontology annotation, cellular component: mitochondrion. The transcript has 5 exons. The record is from RefSeq and is a predicted model, not a curated record.
AUGUUGCUCUCCUUAUCGACCCGAUCAAGCCUCGCUCGAUCCGCCCGAUCAUACGCCCAUCAAGCCGCGGCUCCCUUAACGAUCACUGCCAACCAAGCGGCCACCGCACAAACCGUCCUCACCACUCCGGCUGACAACAAGCUCACCGGCUCCAUCUCCGUCUUCAUCAAGGCUGGCAGUCGAUAUCAACCCUCUCAUGGCCUCGCCCAUCUGCUCAAAAACUCCGUCUUCAAAUCCACCCAAAAAAGAAGCGCGCUUAGCUUGGUCAGGGAGACCGAACUCCUCGGUGGCAUCCUCACUUCCUCUCUCACUCGUGAACAUUUAAUCCUCAGUGCCGAGUUCCUAAAAGGAAACGAAGGAUAUUUUGCGGAAGUGUUAGGAGAUGUGAUCAGUUGCUCGAAGUUUACAAGGCACGAAUUCCACGAAGAAGCCUUACCGGGCGCGCAAGCGGAAUACGAGCAAGCGCAAACGGAUGGAAGCAUAGUAGCGCUUGAGCAAGCGCAUCAAGUAGCGUUUCGACAAGGGCUGGGGAACCCGUUACUGAUGGAUCCGAAGAUGGGCGGGAGUCAGGAAGCGAUGGAGGAGUAUGGGCGCCAGAGAUUUGGACGGGCUCGGGAGCAGACGAUUGUUGGGACGGGGAUCGAGGGGGGGAGACUGACGGAGCUAGUUGAGCAGUUCUUUGGGAGCUCUUCAGGGGAGGGAUCUGCGCCCAGUCCGAAGUCGAGCUACCAUGGCGGGGAGGCCCGGAUCACGCGCGGGGAGGAGGGAUCGGGCCGAUUGGUGAUCGGCUUCAAGGGCAGCCCUGCCCCGGAAUACACGGUCCUCCAACACCUCCUAGGCUCCGAGCCGGCGUCGAUCAAAUGGGCCGCCGGAUCCGGCCCGCUUGCCGGUCUGCCCGUCAGAGCCUUCAACCUCGGCUACUCCGACAUCGCCCUCUUCGGCUUCCUCGUCUCCGCCCCCGCCAACCAGACCCGCUCCGUCGCCCAGAAUGCUCUCCGACAGCUCCGCCAAAUCGCCACCGGUAACUCGGUCGAUCAUGAGGCCGUCAAGAGAGCCGCACUCAAGGCGCAGUUCUUGGUCGCUAGUCACUUGGAAAACAAUCUCCUUCGGACCGAACUCUUGGGCACUCAGGCCCUCGGCUCGCCGAAGUCGGCCUCCCAACUCUCUGAUCUGUACUCGUCUUAUGCCCAAGUGACGGCCGACCAAGUCGUCAAAGCGGCAAAGGACCUUCUGGAUAGUCCGCCGACAACCGUCGCCGUCGGUAACACCCAGGAAUUGCCGUACUUCGACCAGCUCGAAUUCUAAUCUUCCUUUUCGUUCAAUCUUCAUUACCUCCCUCCCUUUUUUUUUUCUUCUUUUCUUUUUUCGAAAUAUAUAA